CCUCUAUUUCUCUUAUUAUAUUUUCUUUGCAAUGGAAUUUGGAAGCAUCCUUCAGUUUCUUGAGAACAAGACCAUUUUAGUCACUGGUGUAACUGGUUUUCUUGCUAAGAUUUUUGUGGAGAAGAUACUGAGGGUUCAACCAAAUGUGAAGAAGCUUUAUCUUCUUUUAAGAGCUGCAGAUGGUACUUCUGCAAGCCUUCGCUUCCAAAAUGAGGUGAUAGGGAAGGACUUGUUUAGAGUUGCAAAGGAGAAAUGGGGUGUAAAUCUAAACUCUAUUAUAGCCAAAAAGAUUGGUAUUGUUCCUGGUGAUGUUCGAUAUGAGGACUUGGGAAUUAAAGACUCUUACUUGAGAGAAGAGAUGAUUAAUGAAUUGGAUAUUGUACUCAAUUUUGCUGCCACUACCAACUUUGAUGAAAGAUAUGAUAUUUCAUUUGGCACUAAUACAAUUGGAGCUAAGAAUGUUUUGUGCUUUGCCAAAAAUUGCAUAAAAUUAAAGUUGCUUGUCCACAUAUCUACUGCUUAUGUAUGUGGAGAUAACUCAGGGCUGAUAUCAGAAAACCCCUAUUUCUUGGGUCAGACACUUAAUGGUGUCUCCAAAUUAGAUAUCGAAGAAGAGAAGAAACUAAUUGAUGAAAAAAUAAAUGAACUCCAAGCUGAAGGAGCUCCAGAAACAAUUAUUAAAAGGUCCAUGAAAGAUAUGGGGAUCGAAAGAGCAAAGACCUUUGGAUGGCCAAACACAUACGUAUUUACCAAGGCUAUGGGAGAAAUGCUUGUAGGACACUUAAAAGAAAAUGUGCCUGUGGUGAUCAUACGUCCCACCAUGGUUACUGCUACUUGCAAGGAGCCUUUUCCUGGUUGGAUUGAAGGUGCAAGAACUGUGGAUGCGCUCACUCUUGCUUAUGGUAAAGGAAAAUUGACAUUUUUUGUUGUUGAUCUUUCAGCAGUUGUUGAUGUGAUACCAGGUGACAUGGUGGUGAAUGCCAUAAUUGUAGCUAUGGUGGCUCAUGCAAAUCAACCUUGUAUUGAUAUUAUUUAUCAUGUGGGAUCAUCUGUAAGAAAUCCUAUGAGAUAUUCUAAUUUCAAAGAUUUUCUCGCUCGCUACUUCACAACGAAGCCAUGGAUCGGCAAGAAAGGAAAGCCAGUCAAGGUUGUUAGUAAAACUACCAUAUUCGAAAGCAUCGCUGAAUUUCACAGAUUUAUAAGGAUUCGCUACUUGCCAUUGUUAAAGGUACUAAAAUUGGCAAACACAAUAUUCUGCCAACGUUUUCAAGGCACAUAUAGCAAUCUGAAUAGAAGAAUUAAACUUGUGCUGCGAAUAGUUGAACUAUAUCAGCCAUACCUAUUUUUCCAUGGGAUCUUUGACAACUCCAACUUAGACAAGUUACGAAUAGCAGCCGAAAAGAAUUGUGUGGAGAUGGAUAUAUUUUUCAUAGAUCCUAAAUUCAUCCAUUGGGAUGACUAUUUCUUAAAAACACAUUUUCCUGGUGUUGUAGAAUAUGUUUUCUAACUGGCUGUCUGUUGUUUCUGUGAGGGGUUUUUUCAUCACCAUUAAAAUUUAGUUUUACUUUUGGACCUGUUGGUCUUGGGUAUUCCAAUGUUGGUUUUUCUCCUUAUUAACUCCCCUAUAUUAAUA
Messenger RNA from Hevea brasiliensis (rubber tree), 1633 nucleotides. RefSeq names its product alcohol-forming fatty acyl-CoA reductase-like. Lineage: Eukaryota; Viridiplantae; Streptophyta; Magnoliopsida; Malpighiales; Euphorbiaceae. Gene Ontology annotation, biological process: suberin biosynthetic process; long-chain fatty-acyl-CoA metabolic process. The transcript is spliced from 10 exons. The record is from RefSeq and is a predicted model, not a curated record. Gene Ontology annotation, molecular function: alcohol-forming very long-chain fatty acyl-CoA reductase (NADP+) activity. The coding region runs from base 32 to 1507 and encodes 491 amino acids. Gene Ontology annotation, cellular component: intracellular membrane-bounded organelle.